AUGAGCGCCUUCCAGAACGGCGAGCGGCCCAUCCGCUCCAUGGAGGACGACAGCGACGUUGAGGAGGAAGCCCUGGUCAACGACUACAAGGAGCAGGUCCAGUACGAGGAUGGCAUGGGCGAGGAGCUGGAGCGCGUCAGCUCCCUAACCAUGGCCCAGCAGGCCGAUGAUAUUCAGUCGAGACUCGUCGCCGCUGCCCAGCCUUUGGACUUCUCUGCCCCUCUCGAGGUCAAGUUCCAGAGCUACGACUCCUACUGCAACCUCUUCCACUUCAUUUUGAACUCUGAGGGUCCCGUCGACCUGGAGCCCCCGUCCUACUACUGGGCUUGGGAUGUUAUCGAUGAGUUUAUCUACCAGUUCAACUCGUUCUCGUCGUACAGAAUGAGAUUGGCUCGCCAGCCGCGAGACAAUGAAGAGGAGCGCCAGAUUCUCAAGGAGAACCCCAACACCUGGGGAUGCUACAGUGUCUUGAACGUGCUCUACUCUCUGAUCCAGCGAUCGCAGAUUGUCGAGCAGUUGGCUGCCAUGAAGCGCAACGAGGACCCCAAGGCCGUCGCUGGAGAGUACGGUGACAAGAACCUUUAUAAGAUGCUGGGAUACUUCUCCAUCAUCGGUCUCCUACGCGUCCACUGUCUUCUGGGAGACUUCAGCCUGGCCCUCAAGACUCUUGACGACAUUGAGUUGAACAAGAAGGCCAUGUUUGCACGCGUCAUGGCUGCACACUUCACAACCUACUACUACGUGGGUUUCUCCUACAUGAUGAUGCACCGUUACGCCGAUGCCAUCCGCAUGUUCAGCCACAUUCUCGUCUACGUCUCGAGAACCAAGAAUUUCCAGAAGAACGCCCAGUACGACUCGAUCACCAAGAAGAACGACCAGAUGUACGCACUGAUUGCCAUCUGUGUUGCGUUCCACCCUACUCGUCUGGACGACACCAUCCACACUGCUCUCCGUGAGAAGUAUGGUGACCAGCUUCUCAAGCUGCAGCGCGGUGGCCCCGAAUCGCUCCCCAUCUUUGAGGAGCUGUUCAGGACUGCCUGCCCCAAGUUCAUCUCCCCCGUUCCCCCGGAUUUCGAGAACCCCGAGGCCAACGUCGACCCCGUUGAGCACCACCUGUCCAUCUUCAUGGACGAGGUCAAGACCAACAUGUGGAACCCGACCGUUCGCUCCUACCUCCGCCUGUACACGACUAUGGACCUGAAGAAGCUUGCAGGCUUCCUCGAGGUCGAGCCCGAGGAGCUUCGUUCGUACCUGUUGGUCAACAAGCAGCGAACCAAGCAGCUGCGCUGGGCAGACCAGGGUCUUCUGGAUGGUGAAUGGGUCAAUGUUAGCGAUCUCGACUAUGCCCUGCAAGGAGACCUGAUUCACAUUUCUGAGGCCAAGGUGGGACGCAAGUUGGUGGAUUGGUACCUGCGAAACCUGUCGAGGACGUACAACUGA
This is a messenger RNA of Pestalotiopsis fici W106-1, 1440 nucleotides long. Its product is annotated as Eukaryotic translation initiation factor 3 subunit L. Gene Ontology annotation, molecular function: translation initiation factor activity. Gene Ontology annotation, cellular component: cytoplasm; eukaryotic translation initiation factor 3 complex. Gene Ontology annotation, biological process: translational initiation. Lineage: Eukaryota; Fungi; Ascomycota; Sordariomycetes; Amphisphaeriales; Sporocadaceae. The transcript is spliced from 3 exons. The record is from RefSeq and is a predicted model, not a curated record. Bases 1 to 1440 code for a protein of 479 amino acids.